Molecule: messenger RNA, 324 nt
Organism: Linum tenue
Lineage: Eukaryota; Viridiplantae; Streptophyta; Magnoliopsida; Malpighiales; Linaceae
Source: the annotation of a GenBank genome assembly
AUGCAGGUUUGGAUCCAGUACGACGACGAACAGAAGAGGAUGAACAUCACCGUGACCGAACCCGCCUCUCAAUCUCUCCACCUACCUUCUCAGAUCAAGGUACGUGGGGUUCUCGUCCUCGAUGAGCACCCUCACGAGCACGCAGUACAUCCUCGGGUGGAGCUUCGGCAAAACAGAGGAAGAAGAAACCCCGCCGCCGGAUCUCCGCCUUCUCCCCGUCUCUCCCCAGCUGAGCAAGGCGGCGAAAAAUUAGGCACCGUGCCGAAGGUCAUCCUCGUAAUUUUAUCAUCUUUCUCGCCGAAAUCGCUGUCGGAGCUUACCUAG